Aspergillus homomorphus CBS 101889 is the source of this 1197-nucleotide messenger RNA. RefSeq names its product SGNH/GDSL hydrolase family protein. The transcript has 3 exons. Gene Ontology annotation, molecular function: triacylglycerol lipase activity. Bases 1 to 1197 code for a protein of 398 amino acids. Gene Ontology annotation, biological process: triglyceride catabolic process. NCBI's taxonomy places the organism in Eukaryota, Fungi, Ascomycota, Eurotiomycetes, Eurotiales, Aspergillaceae. The record is from RefSeq and is a predicted model, not a curated record.
AUGUCGAGAGAAUCGCCGGUGAGCGUCACGGGCUAUGUACACUUUGGGGACUCAUACGCCGCUGGCAUGGGCACAGGAUCGACCUCGCGGGAUAGUUGCCGUGUGGGUUCAAACAACUACGGGAAACUUCUCUACAACUACCUGAAUGAUUCCAGCAUCCCUUUUGCGAAUUAUGCAUGCUCGGGAGACACCACGACUGGACUAGCUAACCAAGUCAAGAAGUGGAAAGACACCAUCUCACCUAAUCUCGGCACGUUAACAAUGGGAGGAAAUGACGUAGGAUUCAGUGAUAUCAUCCGCAACUGCAUAACCUGGGAGUUACCUACGGGCUAUCCAGCGUGGUUUCAAGCCCAGUGUGAGGUGGUAAAGGACAAGGCUAGGUCCAUCCUAAGCGAUACCAGCUCAUUAGGAAUGAGGAACAAGCUCAAGGAAGCCUACCUCGGUAUUCUCAACGCCUCCCUCAACGAUGAUUUCAUGCUCUAUGUCACUGGUUAUGUCGGUUUCUUUAAUUACGACACCACUAUCGGUGACCUGACCACCUUCGACUUUUGGUGGUCCUCAUAUAACCCCAGUUUACCGCACGACGUCCUUUCUUCUUUGACAACCGCUUUACGAAAAGAAUUAGACGACUUAGUGGACCAGAUGAAUCAAGUCAUCCAGCAGGCAAUCAAAGUUGCCAACUCGGCAUAUGGCUUUACUCGCGUGACCUAUGUCGAUAUGCAGCCUUCCUUCGACACGCAUCGGUUUUGCGAGGAAGGUGUCUAUGAACCCAGUCCUAAUCGGGGUGAGACGUUUUUCUUCCUCAGUGGGUGGGAUGAUUAUCCACAUGAGCACGACGAGCUGGUCACUGUUGAGGCCGAGACUGCCGCUAUUGAAGCGGCCGAGAUGGUCCAGAUGAUGUCUUUGGGCAGCAUUCCCAUCGCCGACGCUGCGACCUGCAAUACCACCCUGGGAACCGACCCCGAUCCUUAUGCUGUGGUGAUGUGUGACGCGGCCAUUUCCGUCUCCAUGGAGCCGGAUGGUAAGAUAGCUCAGCUUCUCGCACAAGCCAAUGCCGACAUUGCCAGUGGGAACUACAGCAGCACCGCUAUCACAUGGUGGUUACCGACCCGCCAAAUCAAGACCUUCCAUCCACGCUCCGACGGGAUUUUUGCCUUCCGCGAUGCCGUCUGGGCCGCAAUCCAAGCCAAUACCUAA